CAAUUGGGGAUAGAGAACUUCAAAUUGAUGAACUAAAUUAAUUUGUUUAACGGAACAGUCAGACAUCAGUGCUGACAUAUUAAGGGAGAUACGCUUUCUAUAAUACUACGGAGCUGGAAAGCCGUCGAACAGCUGGCUCUGUAAAUCAUUUCACCACACGACAUCCUAACUAGUCCAUCUAUAUUCAGCUGCUGGCGCUAUUUUAAAGCGUCGAGAGCUAAACAGCGCUACGAAUGCUACUUUUGUAUAUUCACUCCUUUCUGCUUUAGCGCACCGUACGAGAAAUAAAUAUUCGAUAGCGACAUCAAUGUUUUGUUGCGUCCGUGCUUCGAGGGUCACAGUUUUGAGUUACGGGAAUUGGACAAGCAGCUGCAGCCUACAGAUCGCUGUAAGUGUACCAGCCCAACUCCAGUCCGGCUUUUCACGUAAUCCAUGUCUCCAGGUGCCCUCUCCAACCUUUUGGGCAGGUGAGGUUGUCCAAUCAGAAUGUCCUUGCCAGGUACCUCUGCGUUUCUCCUAUUUGCACACAUCCCGGCGUUUUUACUUUAAUCAAGUCUUUCAUGAGUCGUCUGCACUUGACCAGAAGACGCAUUUGUUGCUGGAUGGAUCCCGGAGCCUUAUCGUGUGUCUUAUGCUCAGCAUUUGGAUAGUCACUUUCUCACUGUUUUGAUUUUUUUUUUUCUAGUUUUGAUUAAUUUUGAUUUGUUGUUACUUUGUUGCUUUUUUUCCCUCAGUGACGACGCGACCCCUCAUUUUGUGCCCGCCUGUCUGACACGUUUUGGAUAGCAGUAGUUGCGUAAGUCAUCCCACUUUUUUCCAAUUUUCCCGUGAACUGUCACAUCAUGUUCCAGCCCGCAGCGAAGCGGUGCUUCACUAUUGAAUCUUUGGUAGCGAAGGACAACCCGCUAACUUCAGAGGAGCCCCUCAGACCCACGGCCCUCAGCUACCCCAACCCUACAGAAUCCUUUGUCAACGGCUUCCAGAGCUCGACGGGAAGGUCACUGUACCCCAGCCCAGAGCUGAUGUUUCCAGAGGCGGUGAGCCACCCGCCUCUCUCAGUUCACCCACACCAGCUCGGGAGCUCGGCUCUGCAGCACCCGCACUCCUUCUUCGGACCUCAGCACCGAGACCCGCUGCACUUCUAUCCCUGGGUCCUGCGGAACAGAUUCUUCGGGCACAGAUUUCAAGGAAGUGAAGUUUCCCAGGAAAGUUUGCUGCUGCACGGUCCCUUUGCCAGGAAGCCGAAGCGCAUCCGAACUGCCUUCUCACCAUCACAGCUCCUACGACUGGAAAGAGCUUUCGAGAAAAACCAUUACGUGGUGGGAGCCGAGAGGAAGCAACUGGCCAAUAGCCUGAGCCUGUCCGAAACACAGGUGAAAGUGUGGUUUCAAAACAGAAGGACAAAGUACAAGAGGCAGAAAAUGGAAGAGGAAGGCCCAGAGUCUCAGCAGAAGAAGAAGGGCUCCCACCACAUUAACAGAUGGAGGAUUGCCACCAAACAGUCCAGUUCAGAAGACAUUGAUGUCACAUCUGAGGACUGACCAGCCCCUAAACAGAGGGCUCCAAAGAACUCUGCCUCCAAGGAGACUCCUCGUCCACGUGAAGACAUUUCCUGGUGCAAAGCACUAUUUAUUAUAAAAUAUUGUAUGAUAUAUUCUAUAUAAAUAAAUAUAUUGAAAUACAUGCCUGCAGGAAUGGAAAGGAGUGGAUGGGAAUGGACUUGGAGAAGUGUGUGUGGAUUGUCAACCUAGCAGGCUGUUCAAGGGCUUGAGCCAGGAGAAACAGAAAAUGAAGGACAUUUCCUAUGAAUUCUAACCUUGGGCACCCCCUUUCAACCAAACUACGAGGAGCAUAUGGGAAAGUGCAAAGAGACACUGAGUGGUCAUUUGAGGCUAACUUGGACCCAUCCCUGAAAUCUGUCACUGCCCUGGAUGAUUGAGGAGCUCAAACAGUCCAGUGCGAAUGACUACCACAGUUUUCCAAAGGCAUCCCGGCAAUGUUCAGGCUCACACCUAACAAGUUAAUGUCACCUUCCAUUCAGGUAGUAAAAGUAUAAGAAACUAAGGUCGACUGGACUUGAGCUUAUUUGUGGCCAAGGUUCGCCAACCAUGUCCUCCCAAGAUCCCUUAUUAUCAUUUACCCGAAAACCAGUUGGUGAACAGAAAUAUAUCAAAGGGCGAGGGAGGGUGGGGGGAUGGGGGU
Molecule: messenger RNA, 2202 nt
Organism: Erpetoichthys calabaricus (reedfish)
Lineage: Eukaryota; Metazoa; Chordata; Cladistia; Polypteriformes; Polypteridae
Gene: emx1
Product: empty spiracles homeobox 1
Exons: 3
Coding region: 843-1541 (232 amino acids)
Biological process (GO): central nervous system development; neuron differentiation; brain development
Molecular function (GO): DNA binding; DNA-binding transcription factor activity, RNA polymerase II-specific
Source: RefSeq, a predicted model, not a curated record